UCCGCAGCUUGAGAAGCUUCUCGCCGAGCAAUCUGGUUCCCCGAUGGAGGAAUUGGAGUGCGUUUCGUUCGAUGACGAUUUCGGGGAGGAGACCCUAGACGAUGACGUAGAGAUGGCCGACGCGGAACUCGUCGGAGACGGUGGAUUCGGUGCAGGAGAGGUGGAUUCUCUGCCCAGAAUCGGCGGCGGUGGCGGCGAUGGUGGUGGAGGCUGUGAGGGAACUGCUAACGGUGGAGGCGGCGAGGACAUGCGGUGUGAUUCGAUGGGGGGAUCGAGAAGGAAGAGGAAUAAGAAGAAGAAGAAGAGAAAGAGCGGCUCUAAUACCAAUAUCACUGACAUCAACAGGUUCGUUAUUAACACCUGCAAGAGAUUGAAAGAGAAGAAGUCAUAUCUAGUGUGGAAUGCAGUUGGUUGUCUUGGAGCUUCAGCUAUGAUGGAUCUUGUGAAAGAGGUGGAUGCCAUUCAGCAUUGCGGGGGACAAAAAACUGCAGAUGGAAAGCGAUUCCGUACCGGUGGUGGUGUUUUAUGGAACAUUUUAAAGACUCGCGAGCCAAAAGUAUACAAAGAAAUAAUGGCAAAGGGCAAGGAAUUUGAGAAGCAAUUUAGGCAGCCCCAAAAUAAGCAGAGUUCAGGCAAGAAUGUACUUGCAUCUCCGGUCCAAAAUGUUCCACAUAAUGCAUCAGAGUCUCCAGUAUCCGUUUCCUCUGAGAAUUUACCAUCCUCACAUAAGCACGAGACUUUCAAGCCUCAUGAAAGGCAAUCGUCUGUGCGAGAUAGAAUAAGAGUACCGGUUUGUUACGACGACGGCUUGCUCGAAGAGGGUGAGAUCUUUGAGCCCUAAUUUCUUCUAAUAGCUCUAAUUCCAAGCAGACCGGAUCAAACCACGAGCCUAAGUUCCUCAAUUUUGCUGCACCAGGAUGUCACACUUCUGCUUCUGCUGAGGUUUUUUUUUUUUAAUCCGUGACUAUCAUCAGAUUUUUGAAGAUUAGAUCAUGCAAUUUUUGGUUGAUUAAUGCGUUAGGUUGUGUAUGUUUUUUGCUGUUCAUUUUGUGUUUAUUAAAACAACACCGAGUUCUGACAAAAUAUUUGUAACAUUUA
This is a messenger RNA of Phalaenopsis equestris, 1098 nucleotides long. RefSeq lists its product as uncharacterized. The transcript is spliced from 4 exons. The record is from RefSeq and is a predicted model, not a curated record. The coding region runs from base 44 to 841 and encodes 265 amino acids. Gene Ontology annotation, biological process: snRNA export from nucleus. NCBI's taxonomy places the organism in Eukaryota, Viridiplantae, Streptophyta, Magnoliopsida, Asparagales, Orchidaceae.